AUGGGUGGAUCCAGGUCAUCGGAUAAAAUAUUUGGUGGCAAGGUAAUUGUGUUUGGUGGCGAUUUCAGACAGAUUCUACCGGUUAUUCCAAGAGGCAGCCGUUCAGAUAUAAUUCAUGCAACUAUCAAUUCAUCAUACAUUUGGGAUCAUUCUAAGGUUUUGAAACUUACAAAAAACAUGAGGCUUCAGCAAUCUGGGACGACUACAUCAGCAUCCGAGUUAGAACGAUUUUCAAAUUGGAUAUUAAAAGUUGGAGAUGGAAAACUAGCAGAACCUAACGAUGGCUAUGCUGAUAUUCAUAUCCCAGCACAUCUUUUGAUAUCUAAUUUUGAUGAUCCCCUUCGAGCAAUAUUCGUAAACACUUAUCCAAAUUUUGAAGCUAACUUCAAAAAUGUAGCUUUUCUGCAGUCAAGGGCAAUAUUGGCUGGAACAAUUGAGAUAGUAGAUGAAAUAAAUCACUAUGUUUUAGACAAUCUUCCAGGGGACGAAAAGGAAUACUUAAGCUCUGAUUCAGUCGAUACGCAUGAUGCUGAUGGCAAUGAAUCUUUUGAUGUUUUAACUCCCGAGUUUUUGAAUGGACUGAGAACGUCGGGACUUCCUAAUCAUAAGAUCAUAUUGAAAGUAAAUACUCCAAUAAUGCUGCUCAGGAAUAUUGAUCAAGCAGAAGGUUUAUGCAAUGGAACACGUCUAAUCGUUACAAGAUUGGCUGAUCAUGUUAUUGAAGCCAAAAUAAUUUCAGACAAGAACAUCGGUGGUAUCAUUUAUAUUGCACAAAUGGACAUUACUCCAACGCAAAUGCCAUGGCCAUUCAGGAUGACACGAAGACAGUUUCCUAUAACGGUCUGUUAUGCUAUGACUAUUAAUAAAUCUCAAGGUCAGUCGUUGGAUCAUGUUGGCAUAUAUUUGCCGAGGAGCGUGUUCAGCCAUGGCCAGUUUUAUGUUGCAGUUUCAAGAGUAAAGAGAAGAAAAGGCCUUAAAAUCUUGAUCCAUGAUAAGGAGAAACAUCCAUUGACCACCACAACAAAUGUGGUCUUCAAAGAAGUGUUUGAAAAUGUGUAG
This is a messenger RNA of Vicia villosa (hairy vetch), 1059 nucleotides long. RefSeq lists its product as uncharacterized. The record is from RefSeq and is a predicted model, not a curated record. Gene Ontology annotation, molecular function: DNA helicase activity. Lineage: Eukaryota; Viridiplantae; Streptophyta; Magnoliopsida; Fabales; Fabaceae. The transcript has 2 exons. Gene Ontology annotation, biological process: telomere maintenance; DNA repair. The coding region runs from base 1 to 1059 and encodes 352 amino acids.